Gaeumannomyces tritici R3-111a-1 is the source of this 2449-nucleotide messenger RNA. RefSeq lists its product as hypothetical. Bases 909 to 2183 code for a protein of 424 amino acids. The record is from RefSeq and is a predicted model, not a curated record. Lineage: Eukaryota; Fungi; Ascomycota; Sordariomycetes; Magnaporthales; Magnaporthaceae. The transcript has a single exon.
CGAAGAACUAUCGAUUCUGUCGCACACCCACCAGCUCUUCACGACGCAAACAAGGACGUGCCAUUCUCAUGUUACUGAUAGCGAGGUAUGGAGUAGGACCAGAUAGGUUAACCACAGAGUCCAGCCGCGCUGCCUGCCCCUUCAGCGUCAGCGCGGCCUCUCCGGCGCACGUUUUGAGUCUUUCGUCUGCAGCUCAUCCAUGCUGAUGUCCACCCCGCCCUGUCCCCUUCCAACCCCCUUCUCGUGCUUCCCCCGCAGCGCAUCGACAGACAGCCGGGGACAUCGAUGUUGCGCUGAUGGGUCUUUGCGGGUACAUUGGUCGAGACUUAUUGACACUUUCCUCUCUUAUUCUUGCCAUGACUAUGACCACAUCUGAUAAGCGCAAAGCCCGCCUGCAAGUCCUACUGGAAGCUGCAGGGAGUGUCUGCAGCCUACCAGCGCCGAGUGGCCACCCUCACUCAUCCUCCCGUGGGGACACAAUCCGGUUUUGGUCCUUGCCCCUGGCCGCGCCAGCUCCCCCGCGCACCUCAACACACCGCAAGUGGUGCUUAACAUCGGGGCCACCAGCGGGUCAUGUUACGCAUACCUACGAACCAGACCCCCGUCCUGUGUCGGGACGAGACAGGCUAUCGGAUCUUCUAUGCACACCGUACCCUUAAGGUGCCGUUCCGCAUUCCUGAUUUGCAAGCCGCAGGUCCCGUCCCUCUACUGUAUGCCACCGGUUAGCUGCUUCCAACGUCAUCUUUCUCAAACAACCUAGGGUGCAGUCAGCCCGUCCGUCUGGCCGUUUGUGUGUUAUAUGACCGCGAGCUUGGCCCGACCAAACGGCCUUCAACCUGCCGUGUCCGUCGUAUAGUACUUUGAUCGUACAUACCACACGUUCCCUCGCCUAAAUAGCAUCCGGCUCGAUGUCUAUGGCCAUGGACCGGACAACCGGGCCGUCGCUGGUUGCGUCGCACGCCCACCUCGGUCCUGAAGCCACGCUAGGAGCAGCGCGGCCGAGGAAACGGCUGCAGAAGCCAUGCACAAAACUACCGAAACAACAGCCAUCGCAGCAACGACACCACCAGCAGCUUCCAGCGCGGCCACUACAAGUCACGUUUGACGAUGCAUCUACCGAAACUCGCCCUACUACCCGCGGUACCUUGGAUGGCCAGGCACCGCCGUCCCGGCCGAUCCCACGUCUACAGCCUCCAGAUCUAAGCGAUUCCAAAUGGGCCGCGUAUCUGGGAAAGGGGAAGGAGGGGAUCGUCGGCUCCAUGGACUCGGUAGCCGUAUUCAAAGACUCUCUGAGCGUCCCCUCCCCGACCUUUCCAGAGUUCGCCCAUCUCGCGCCGGGAACUGCGCAGCCACGGCUUUCCAUUGAUAGCUGCAGCACACCCACAUCCACCACCUCAUCAGGGUCGGCCAGGGCCAGGCUUAGGCGGCAGGCGAAGACACCGGUCUUGCGCAUAGGCCAGCUCGAGAGCAGGUCGUCGCUGCAUAGCACGUCUUCAAGCGAGAGCCGACCAAAGCGGCAAAGCGCCGAAGCAAUGGCGGAGGAGUACCGGGAGCUGCUAGAAGCCCAUGAACCGAUCGACUCAGGGGCCCGCUCGGAGAGGUCCUCUCACCACCGCCAUUCAGACCAUCGUCGCUCGCCAACGCCACCGAGACGGAGCCUAACCAGUUCAGAACGAAGCGCUACGCCCCCACCAGCUGUCGACUUGGCAAGAUGCUCGCCGACUUCGGACGAUGGAACUUUGGUUUCGUUCGAGGAGGAGACGAUUUAUUUCAAGCCCUUGUCCUUUGGAGCUGAGCCCGAGUCGCGAUCGUCAGCGUACUACGAUUUUGCCGUACCACCACAGCGCUCCAUCACCCCGGCGGCGCCCAAGAGCCUCGGCCUACAGAUAUGUCUCGAGCUCCUCACGCGCGAGCUCUCGGCUGCUAUAUUCAACAGACCUAACCGCUCCGGCAACGGCGUCUCGUCGCUGCAGAUUUGGGUCAUGAUCGAGGCUUACGAGAGAUUGCGGGAUCAGCUGCGUGACUCGGUGAGCAUGCCGGACGAGGAGGUGCGGUCAGUCGAGCUGAUGCUCGACACAUGGCUGCAGGCCCUGUACACAAUACACGAUUCGCUGGCUUCGGAGGCGCAGGAUGGCGUGAGUCGGGUGGAUCUUGACGGCCUUGAGAGUGAGGAGCUUGACUAGAAAUACCCCGACGGCGUUAUUUUACGAGUGUAGGUUUCUUGGCGAGUGGUUUACAGUGGCUGGGCUGGUUGCGAAAUAGAAUGGGUGUCGUCCAGUCAGUGGGGGCAUGGGUUUGGCUCCUAUCUAAGAUUGAUCUACCUAGACGGUGAUUUAACUCACUUCAAAAAUCGCAUGAUAGGAGAAGACAAUGUUGACAUCUUCUCCAGCGACUUCCUGUCACCUGCGAUGCAUCGUCUUGGAAUGGUAAGGAUGAGGUCAUCGUGUUA